Molecule: messenger RNA, 15688 nt
Organism: Cimex lectularius (bed bug)
Lineage: Eukaryota; Metazoa; Arthropoda; Insecta; Hemiptera; Cimicidae
Gene: ft
Product: cadherin-related tumor suppressor
Exons: 19
Coding region: 328-15324 (4998 amino acids)
Biological process (GO): homophilic cell-cell adhesion
Cellular component (GO): plasma membrane; cell-cell junction
Molecular function (GO): calcium ion binding
Source: RefSeq, a predicted model, not a curated record
GAGGCUCCAGUUCAAAACCAGAGCCCCCGCAAGACUCUCGAACCCUCUUAGUGACCGUGCAGUGAUCAGUGUUUGUUUUAAUAUCUCUAAAUUCUGCUUCUAUCGGAAUACCAAUAAUUAUAAGGUUGCCAGCGUAUGAAGCAGUUUUCUUGCAUGGGACAACAUGUCUGAAAGUUAUCUCGGGUCAGCCAUGUUGAAUAUCUGCGGUGCCUAGCGUGAGAGGGGCGGUGAAAGGAGUGGGGUGGCGGAACGAGUCUAGUUGAUGUGCAGAGUCAGUGAGUGCGAGUGAGAUGUGUGGGUCGGACGUGGUGAUGGCGAGUUAGCGCGAUGACGGUGAUCGGUGUCAUACUGCUGGCCGUCGGGCUGUGCGCCGCUUCCGAGGUCCCGGGGCAGAUGCAGUCGAGGGCCGUAGAAACUCGGGUCCAAUACGAGAUCAAGGAAGGACUGCCUAAAGGGAGCAAAGUGGCCACAAUCCCGACGAAAGCCGGCUUCACGUACAGGUUCAACGAAUCGCCUGCGGAAUUCACGAUGAACGGUACGACGGGCGAGAUAAGGACGACGACCGUCCUGGACCGGGAAGCCCUGCCGACGGACCGUUUCGACUUGGUCGUCCUGUCCUCCCAGCCGACUUACCCGAUCGAAGUGCGUAUCUUGGUGUUGGACGUGAACGACAAUUCGCCGGAAUUCCCUGAGCCGAGCAUCGCCGUCUCGUUUUCGGAGAGCUCGGUCGCGGGGACGAGGGUCCUCCUGGACUCGGCGGAGGACAGGGAUUCCGGUGUGAACGGGGUGUCGGACGAUUACAGGAUAGUCGCCGGUAACGCGAAGGACAAAUUCCGCUUAGAAGUGACGGCGAAUCCGAGCGGCGAGACUUCGUACCUCCACCUGCAGACGACCGGCGAUUUGGACAGAGAGGAACGUUCCUCGUACCAGCUGAACAUUUCCGCGAGGGACGGAGGCUCUCCGCCCCGUUUCGGUUAUCUCCUAGUCAAUGUUACGAUUUUAGACGUCAACGACAAUCCGCCGAUAUUCGACCACAGCGAUUACAACGUAUCGUUGAAUGAGAGCGUGCCGGCCGGUACUCGCGUGUUGCAAGUGAUGGCGACGGACAACGACGUCGGCGACAAUUCUAAAAUAACUUAUUACCUCUCAGAAAGUGAAAGGAAGUUUACAGUGGAUCCGGAAACGGGUGUGAUAUCGACAGCGGAACUUUUAGACUGUCCCCAUCAAAAGUGUAUUCAGAGCGGGGAAACUGUGGGCUCGUGUCCCAAGUCGUGUGUGUUUACGGUCUACGCCAGAGAUCACGGUUCGCCCAGGCAGGAUGGAAGGACUUAUGUCACUGUUAACUUAGUCGACGCUAACGAUCAUGACCCUACGAUUAGGUUUAAGUACUUUUUUCCGGCUAAUGUCGAUUACGCUACUGUGGACGAGAACGCCGCAAAUGGUUCCGUCGUGGCCGCUGUAUCCGUACAAGACCUGGACGAAGGAUUAAACGGGGAAACCCACGUCGAAAUAAAAUCGGGAAACGAGCUCAACCAUUUCAGCCUGGAGUACAGUGAAACUUUUCAUAUCGUGAGAGUAAACGGAGUGCUGGACAGAGAGCAUAUAAACAAGUACAAUUUAACGAUAGUCGCUACAGAUAAAGGGUCUCCUCCCAGAACAGACAGAGCGUUUUUAAUAAUAAAAGUGAACGACGUGAACGAUCACGAACCCGUUUUUGAAAAAACCGAAUAUUCUGCGAUAUUGAGCGAGUUGGCCCCGCCCGGUAGUUACGUCGCUGGAAUAACGGCCACCGAUGAAGAUUCAGGCGUGAACGCCCAGAUCUAUUACGCUUUUGUCUCAGGAAAUGACAAUCAAUGGUUCGAAAUCGACACAAACUCUGGUCUCAUCACGACGAAAUCCCCCCUGGACAGGGAAGUUCAGGGAACCGUAGAGUUGAAAAUUUCCGCAAGAGACGGCGGCCCGAAUCCAAAAUGGGCCUACACGCAUUUAAAAGUAAUUAUUUUAGACGAAAACGACGAAAAACCUUCUUUCAACCAAGAAGUGAUAAACGUGAAUUUAUUGGAAAGCAAACCUGCUCAAACCCUAGUCGCUAUGCUGACUGCCGAAGAUCACGAUCAAGGGACGAACGGCACUGUCACAUAUUCUUUACACUCCGACGUCCAGCAGCGUUACCCUGGAAUGUUCACCCUCAACUCUUUGACAGGAAAACUCACGACUAACACCAAAUUAGACAGAGAAAGAGAAUCACGGUAUGAAAUUAGGGUCAUAGCCAAAGAUCAAGGUACACCACCUCAAUCUUCGACUGCGACAGUUUUGAUCAAAGUCGACGACGUCAAUGACAACAGCCCGGAAUUUUAUCCCCAACAAUAUUUUGUACUCGUGAACGAAAAUCACCCGAUCGGAACUUCUCUACUUCGAGUUACGGCUAAAGAUCGCGACGAAGGAGAGAACGCAGUAAUAAGGUUCAACGUCGAAGAAGGAAGUUCAGGAAUGUUUCAAAUCGACGAAAACACCGGAGUUAUAUCUUUAAAACAGUUUUUAGGAAAAUCGCAACAGGCUUUGUUCAAACUGAGGGUGUCCGCUAAGGACAAAGGCGGCAGGAAGGCCGUAGAAGACGCUAUUGUGGAAAUUAUAAAGGAAAGCCAAGCGGAAGAAUUGGAAUUCGAUUCAUACGGAGCGUUCGCAUUCAGCAUAAUGGAAGAUCACGAGAAAAAAGAGCCGAUUAUCGGCAGAAACGUAGGAAAAGUUCAGGUCAGCCACCCGCAGAAAAAUCACAUAAGAUAUUCCAUCGUGUACGGUGAUGAGUUAAAAACGUUCAAAAUCGACGAAAGAACGGGCGUUAUAACAACUGCGAAUAGGAUCGACAGAGAGCUGACUCCUUUGUACAGCUUGACGGUAGCAGCACGUUCCGGUCUAUCUUAUGGAAAAUGUACGGUGAACAUUACAAUUUUGGACGAAAACGACAACUCACCAGUUUUUUCGAGGGACAACGACAAAAUCACCCUCGCCGAAAACGCUGCCGUCGGCCAGGAGGUUUAUCUCGCAGUGGCUCGUGACGGCGAUUCAGGAGCAAACAGCAGAAUCACAUUUAAUCUAAGCUCAAAUUCCGAUAAUCAUUUCAGAAUAGUGGAAAAUACGGGAGUUGUUUAUUUAAAUAGACCGAUCCGAGGCGAGCCGGGGACUCAAUUAUCCGUUGAAAUCACCGCCACGGAUUCGGGAUCUCCUCCUUUGUCCUCUCGACAUCUAGUCAUCAUAACAAUCGAAGACGUCAACGAUCAUACUCCUGUAUUCGAUCACACGUCGUACGAAACGUCCCUUCUCGAAUCCACGUCGGUAAACGAAAGGUUUUUCGCCCUAGCGGCUACCGAUGCCGAUUUGGGAUCCAACGGGUUAGUCUCUUACAAAAUCAUCGAAGGUAACAACGAAGGCAAAUUUGGAGUUUUCCCCGAUGGGUAUGUUUAUGUGAAAAGCCCGUUGGAUCGUGAAGAUCGAGAUUACUAUUCUCUCACCGUGAGGGCGAGUGAUCACGGUACACCGCCUAGAAGUUCAACUGUGCCGGUCGUAAUUCACGUGAUCGACGAGAACGACAACAAACCCGAGUUCACCAAUUCCACUUUCAAAUUUCAAAUCAGGGAAAACGAACCGGCGGAUUCUUUCGUCGGAAAAUUGACGGCCGUGGAUAACGACAUCGGAAGAAACGCGGAACUGACGUUUUCUUUUACAAAAUCCGACUUCGCGAUCGACCCGAAAAACGGUUUUAUCAAAACUCUCCAUGUGUUCGACAGGGAAGAACUGAUUGAAAGGACUGGUCAAGACUUUAUAAGUUUGGAAGCUACUGUGACCGAUAACGGCAUCACCAGAUUAAAAGACAAGGCCACUGUUAAUGUUUACAUAAUCGACGUGAACGAUAACGCGCCUGAAUUCCUGCGAACGCCUUAUAAAGUUCAAAUUUCAGAAGGGUCAAAUAUCGGAACACAGGUGAUACGGGUUUUUACAGACGACGCAGACGAUGGCCUGAACGGAGACGUUUUUUAUACGUUGUCCGAAGGAAACGAAGAAGGAAAAUUUACAAUCGACGAAGCUACGGGGCAAAUUUCAAUAGCAAAAUUACUAGACAGGGAGACUAAAUCGAGAUAUUCGUUGACAGUCGUAGCUCACGACGCGGCGAUAUCGUCCAGGCUCAGUUCGACGGCUACUAUCGUCGUCGACGUCCUAGACGAAAACGACAACGCGCCAGAAUUCACACAGACCGACUACAAGAUCAGCGUUCUCGAAAAUACACCGGUGAACACGGAAUUGAUUCAAUUUCGUGCGACAGACGCCGAUUUGGGCAUGAACAGCGAAGUGUUAUUUUCAAUAGGGACGGGAAACCGGCGAGAUACGUUCCAUGUCGAUCCCACUACCGGUUCUCUUUACCUCCAUAAACAACUCGACUACGAAGAACUUAAUUCUUACAUACUAAAUAUAACAGCUUCCGACGGAGGUAAUCCCCGGCUGUCGACUACUCUGUUAUUUACGGUGAACGUUGAAGACUGUAAUGAUAACCCUCCGUUCUUCACAAACACCGCCAUCGUCAGACAGAUUAAGGAAAGAAUCGCGGAAAACACGCCGAUUGUGACCGUCACGGCGGAAGACCCCGAUUCGGGCACUAACGGCGAAAUCACAUAUUCUAUUCUGAAGCAGGAGCCGGACGACCCGAACCACCCGGGCAAACUGCAUUUCCAGAUCGACAAGAGGACAGGCGUGAUCAGGACGAGGUUGCCGAUCGACCGGGAAAUAGUGGACACUUUCAGGCUGACUGUCGUCGCCACGGACCAAGCACAGCCGGAGACGGCUCGACUCUCAGCGGAAAAGCUUGUCACGGUCAUCGUCGAAGACGUAAACGACAACGCCCCGAAUUUUGUCUCUAUGACAUCGGCCGUCUUGACACCUCCCAGGAGGCAGGGCCAGUUCAUCAUGAACGUGCAGGCUACAGAUCUAGAUUCAAGCACGAACGGCCUGGUCACUUACGACCUCAUCACCGGAAACACCGAUCUAUUCCAACUGAACCGCAACACCGGGGCAGUCACUCUCCGUAGGGACAUCUCUGACCCUGAUUCCAGGUACAAAAUCGCGGUCAAAGCGACAGACGAAGCGGUCCAAUCGGAUAGAAAAUCCACCGAUACUUACAUAACUAUCAUCUGCGCCGGGGGCGGAGGACCGUCCUUCGAAAAAGACUCCCUUCGAGGUAGUGUGUACGAAAACGAAGGGCCGGGAUCGAACAUAGUGACAGUACGCGCGUUGGCCUCCGGUUCCGACGAGGUCGAGUACUACGUGACGAACGUGACCGGGUCCGGGGGAAGGCAAAGCGAGAGGCUGUUCGACAUCGACGCCAAAUCCGGUGUCUUAUCGACGGCGGUGCCACUUGAUAGAGAAGCUGGACAAGAAUUUUAUACCGUCACCGUUUAUGCGAUAAUAGUCAACUCUGCCUCGCCCAGGGCUUCUUCAACACAGAUCCAAGUACGCGUCCUGGACAAAAACGACAGUCCUCCUUCUUUCGAAGGCAUGCCGACGGAGUUCUCGGUGUCCGAAGAGCUCGGCGUGGGCGAGACGGUGGCCGAGGUGAAAGCCGUCGAUCCGGACACGAUCGGCCAGACGAGUUACAGCCUCGUCUCAGGUGGCGAGGGGAAGCUGACCGUCUCAUCAUCGGGGAUGAUAAUCAUCACAGAACCCCUGGACAGGGAGGCGAAGGACUCCUACAGCCUCAGGGUGAGGGCGACGGAUGGUGUCCAGGCAUCGCACACCCUCAUCGCGAUACACGUGACAGACACGAACGACAACCCGCCAGUUUUCCUCGAGUCCGUGUACAGUUUCGACGUGAGCGAGGAGACGGGUCGAGGAACCAAAGUCGGUUCGGUCUCCGCCAAGGAUUCAGAUCUCGGAUUGAACGGUCAAGUUUCCUAUUCGGUCAUUUCCGACUGGGCCAACGACAUUUUUUCUCUCAAUCCUCAGACCGGGGUGUUUACGCUGACGGCACGUCUCGACUACGAAGAGGUUCAACAUUAUAUUUUUGUCGUGGAGGCCGAGGACGGUGGGAAACCGGCUUUGUCCUCUACUGUAUCAGUCUACAUCAACGUGCUCGACGUCAACGAUAACGCGCCACUUUUUGACCCGAUGUCUUACAGCAACGAGGUCUUCGAAAAUGCGACCAUCGGGACGAGCGUCGUGACAGUCACUGCUACCGAUCUCGACUCAGAUGACAACGGCCGUGUCGAGUACAACAUAAUAUCCGGCAACGACGAUUCCGUGUUCGAGAUCGACAUCGACAACGGUACGAUCCGGACCCGAAGAAAUUUGGACAGGGAGGCCAAGUCUUUGUAUAAUUUGGUGGUUAUGGCGUCCGAUCAGGCGAAACUACCUCCGCACCGUCUCUCUUCCACAGUCCAGGUGAGCGUGGUUGUCAAGGAUGUCAACGAUAUGUGGCCAGAGAUUGUACCGCCGAAGGAAGCGUCGGUGGUCGAAAAUGCAGCCGCCGGGACGUUGGUCCUCAUCAUCAAGGCUGUCGACAAGGACGAAGGAAGAAACGGUUACAUCGAGUACAGACUAAGCGGCGAAGGGGCUUCUUCUUUCACCCUGGGUGCGGUCGACGGCCUCCUCAGGGUGUCUCAACCCCUUGACAGGGAAAGCAAGGCCAACUACACCCUCGAAGUGACGGCCAGAGACCGGGGAGAACCUCCUAAAUCGACCAAAACCGCCCUUUUUGUCAACGUGCUCGACAUGAACGACAAUUCGCCAGUUUUCGACCCGAAACAGUAUUCAGCCUCUGUACCAGAAAACGCCAGCAUCGGUGCAAGUGUCCUUCAGGUGUCUGCGACGGACGUUGACGAAGGUAUGAAUGGUCGGAUCCGAUACGCUAUAGUCGGAGGAGACGACAACAGGGACUUUUCCAUCGGCGAGGACACCGGGGUGGUUCGCGUAGCCAAGAACUUGAACUUCGAGAGGAAGUCGCGUUACACCCUGAGGGUGAGGGCGGAAGACUGCAGCCAGGAGAGCGCGGUACGCCACGACACUGCGACCAUCACCGUGUCCGUAAGCGACAUCAACGACAACCCGCCGACAUUCCUCGACUCACCCUACUUGGCCUACGUGAUGGAGAACGUAGUACCACCUUUGGACGGUUACGUUGUUACCGUGGCGGCCCACGACGCCGACACCCCGCCAUACAACGGCCAGGUGCGAUACUUCCUGAAGGAAGAGGGCGACCGGAGGCUCUUCAAGAUCAACUCGACUACCGGAGUGGUGAGCUUGCUGAAACCUCUCGACAGGGAGCAACAAGCCGAAUACACUCUCACCCUCGUCGCCAUGGACACAGGUACUCCACCUUUGAUCGGUUCGGGUUCUUUGAAGAUAAUAGUCCAGGACGUGAACGACCACAGUCCCGAAUUCGACAGGAGUGUUUAUGUCGUAAGCGUACGUGAGAACCAACCGGCAGGGACUCGUGUCAUCCAGCCCGUUGCGACUGACCUGGAUUUCGGCCUGAACGCUAAAAUAAAGUACAACUUGGUCGGCGAUAACGUGGAAAGGUUCAAAGUUGACCCAGACACAGGGUUGAUCGUUACGACGGAAGAACUCGAUAGAGAAGAGACUAAAGUUUACUACCUGACGUUUGUCGCUAAAGACUGCAGUUUAACAGACCCUAAAGCUACUGCUGUUAAUUUGACGAUAAUAGUCAGCGAUGAUAACGAUAACAGUCCAACGUUUUCUUCAGCAACUUAUGACAUCAACAUACCAAAUUUUACAAAGCCAGGGCAAUUUGUUUUUGGCGCAAAAGCUUCAGAUCUAGAUGAAGGAGAAAACAGCAAAAUAACAUACAGCCUCAAAGGAAGAGACGCUGCUAAAUUUACCUUAGAUCCGAGAACAGGAGUGAUAAAGGCUGCAUCCGAGUUGAGUUUUGAAGAGAGCAAAUCCACCGAAGGAGAGUACAAAGUUAAAAUCAUCGGUACCGACGGAGGCGUGGAACCGAGAGUAGCUCUCGCCGAUCUAACCAUCAAACUAAUGCCUAUCAGGAACUUUCCUACAAUCAAAACACCCAACACGACACAUUUCACUCUUCCGGAAGACAUCGAAGUCGGUAAACUGAUAACUAAAAUCAUGGCCAGUUCUCCCAAGCCGGGAAAAGCGGGUGUAAUCCAGUUUGCCAUAGCCGGAAGCAAUAUCGGAGAUGCGAUCAGGGUGGACCCGACAUCGGGAGAAGUCUUGGUCGCCGGUGGAGGACUCGACUAUGAAACGACACCCCAGUAUGAAGUUUGGAUUGAAGCGAGAGACUCGGACAAUCCACCGCUGCGUUCUGUCGUUCAGUUGAUCAUAAAUAUAACCGACGCGAAUGACAACCAACCAGUGCUGGAACUGCCGAUUUACAACGCGAUGAUCUUGGAAGAAGAGCCUCCACAGCAAGAAGUUGUCACUGUAAAAGCGACAGAUGCAGACUCCGGCUUAAACGGGAUGGUAUCUUACAAACUCAGGAACGACGCAAACGGUACUUUUUCUAUCGAAUCAGACACCGGGGAGAUAUACACGAAUUAUAAAUUAGACAGGGAAUUCAUGUCCUCUUAUCAAUUGAUCGUCGAAGCUGUGGACAGAGGUACACCGCAACUAACAGGCACCGCUACAGUUUCAGUUACGGUUCAAGACAAAAACGACAAUCCACCGAGGUUCACUAGGCUGUUCAGCGUCAACGUGACUGAAAAUGCCGAAAUCGGAUCUUUCGUCAUUCGGCUGUUGAGCUCCGAUCUGGACAGUGGGGAAAACGCCAACGCGACGUACAUGUUUAGUCAAAAUCCUGGAAAGAAAUUUGCCAUCGAUCCGUUGACGGGGAAUGUGACUGUAGCCGGACCUCUGGACAGGGAAACUCAGGACGAAUAUUUUCUGUAUGUCGUGGCUUACGACGGAGCGUGGACUGCAGCGACUCCUCUCACCGUUACGAUACAAGAUCAAAACGACAACGCGCCCGAGUUCGAUCAUUCCUAUUACAGCUUCAAUUUUCCAGAACUUCAAAGGAAUGUCAGAUUCGUGGGACAAGUCUUGGCUUCUGACAGGGACAAACACGGCCCGAAUUCCGUAAUCUCCUAUUCGCUCAAACAUCCUUCCGAUCUGUUCACCGUCGAUCCUGCGAGCGGAGAGCUGUUUUUCAAACGGGCUUUGCGGUACAAAUAUUCCGCUUUGGAUCCUUCACCGGAAAAUCAGUACUCGUUAACCGUUUUAGCGACGGAUAACGGAAAACCGCCCAUGUCAUCGGAAUGUUUGGUAACGAUCAACGUCGUGGACGCUAACAACAACGCUCCCAAAUUCGAACAGAGGGAGUAUUUCUCGCCGAUUUUACAGAACGCUAAAGUUGGCCAGCAGAUAGUCAGAGUGAUGGCUACCGAUGAACAGGAUUAUGGGAUAAAUGCAGAAAUCGAAUACGUCAUAAGAGGUGGAAACGGUUCGGAUCUGUUUACUAUCGACAAAGACACUGGCUGGAUAUCUCUUCUCAAACCGUUCGACGGGAGUGAGAAAAUCUCGACACAGUACAUUCUUCAAAUCCGUGCCCUCGACCACGGCGUGCCUUCCCAACACGACGACGUUCGAGUCACUUUGGUGAUUACAGGAGAAAAUAAGUACCCACCGGUGUUUACGGCGUUAAGUUAUCAAGUGAAUGUUCACGAAAACGAGCCGAUAGGUUCGACCAUCGUCACUGUCGCUGCGGCGGACAUGGACGAAGGUCCUAACGGCAUGAUCAGGUACGUGAUAUCGAACGGUAACACCGAAGGGCAUUUUACAGUCAACCCCCUCACAGGCGCAGUCACCAUUUUACACGAGCUCGACUACGACACGAUGAAAGAAUACAAAUUGAACAUUACUGCCAAAGAUCUCGGUUUCGCCCCUCGCACGGCCAAAGCGAUGUUAACGGUCAUUCUUACCGAUAUAAACGACAACCCUCCGACAUUCAACCAGACCGCUUACGAAGCUGUCAUACCAGAAAACUCCCCACCGAACACUGUCAUCUACCAAGUCAAAGCCGUCGACAUAGAUUCACCAAAGAAUUCCAUCAUACAAUACUCGAUAGUAGGAGGCUCUGGCAAAGACUACUGUGAUAUCGAUUUAAAAACAGGAACCAUUACUUCUAAGGUAAAAUUCGAUUAUGAAGAAAGAACCAAGUACACUCUGGACAUCCUUGCCGUAAAUCCGGAUUCUCCCAUGUACGGAUCUACAAAGGUGAUAGUGAAGGUUUCAGGCGUUAACGAAUAUUAUCCCACUUUUGUUCAGCCCGUAUUUCAUUUUGACGUAUCGGAAACUGCUGAAAUGGGCUCGACCGUAGGGAUGAUUCAGGCAACAGACUUAGACUCAGGAGACGACGGCAAAGUCUAUUAUCUUUUCGUCGGUUCCAGUAAUGACAAAGGGUUCGCUAUAAACCCAGAAAGCGGGAUCAUCACGGUGUCCAGGAGGCUGGACAGAGAAACUCAAAACCGUGUCGUUUUGACGGUAAUGGCUAAAAACGCCGGCGGCAUCAGAGGCAACGACACCGACGAAGCCCAAGUGAUUAUAACGAUACAGGACGGUAACGAUCCCCCGGAAUUCUUGCAGCAGUUAUACGAAACGGACAUUUCCGAAGCCGUGCCUAGAGGGACCAAGUUGAUUUCCGUGAAAGCCGUUGACAAAGACGUAAGACCGCAAAAUAAUCAAUUCAGCUAUUCCAUCAUCAGCGGAAACACUGGGCACGUCUUUAAAAUCGAUUCGCAGAACGGAGACAUCGAAACCGUUUUAUCUUUGGAUCGGGAAAAGACACCGUUUUAUUCCCUGGUGGUGGGAGCGAUAGACAUCGGUUCGCCUCCAGAGACCGGGACGACGAUGGUCAAAGUUAUCGUGACGGACGUCAACGAUAACGGCCCAUCAUUCGAUCCUCCAAAUUUAACCGGUUACGUCGUAGAAAACGAGCUGCCUAACACGAGCGUUAUGACUCUGAGUGCCACAGACCCCGAUCUUCCUCCAAACGGUGCUCCAUUUGCAUACACCGUCGUCGGCGGAAAAAGCAGGGACUUCGUCAGGAUUGAUCGAAACACUGGUGUUGUCAAAACCACUAGAAUAAUCGACCGAGAAACCACGCCCGAACUAGAAAUAAUUGUUGAAAUUGAAGAUAGCGGCCAUCCAAAAAUGAAAUCCCGCCACCCAGUCAAAAUAUCCGUAAUCGAUCAGAACGACAGUCCUUCUACGCCGAGAACUGUUCACAUCAUGGUUUUCACGUUUAACAGUUUGUUCCCGACCGGCCUAAUCGCAGACGUCCAUCCCAACGAUGCCGAUACAUCUGGAGACUACCACUGUACAUUAUUAGACAAUCCUACAGUUCGAGGUCUACUGUCCAUUCCGACAGGAUGCGGUCUUCAUACUUCAAGGGUGGCUAUCGGCCAAAAAUAUUCAUUCAGCGUGUCCGGUAACGAUGGAAAACAUCCAGACGCGAUUUCAACCGCCACCAUUGAGUUUUUCACAUUUGACAACGCGACUGUCGAAAAUAGUUUCACAUUGAGAAUAAACAACAUGAGUGCACAUAGUUUCCUCACUUAUCAUUACACGUCAUUUGUCAAACUUUUGAAAUCGACAUUCGAACCUACAGAUUCUCCCUAUUUAUACAGUUUACGCGAACACGAAAACGGCCUAGAGUUGUCAAUAGCUGUGAAAUCAAAUAAAGGAUACCGAAACAAAGUGCAAGUCUUGGAAAUUUUGAGUCGGAAAGAAGAUGCCAUUCGAGCUCUGAUACGUGCCACGUCUAUCGUAAUCAGUUAUUCACCGUGUAGCAAUACGACAUGCAUGAACGGUGGGUUUUGUUCGGAAGCUAUAAAUGUUUACGAAGACACGAGGAGAACAGACAGCCAGACACUGAUAUUCACAUCGCCGCUCGUUAAUCACGAAUUUACUUGUAAAUGCCCGGAGGGAUUCACCGGUCAAAAAUGCGAAAGGCGACAGGACCCGUGUUCUCCGAACCCGUGCUUGGCCGGAGGCACUUGCAGAAGGCAAGGUUUCGACUUUCAAUGUCUAUGCCCUCCGAUGCGCGAGGGGAGAGUUUGCGAAUCCGAAAGGGGAGAUAUGUGCAGUGGGAAUCCUUGCAAAAACGGUGGAUCUUGUCAAGAGAGCCCGGACGGUUCUUCGUUUUUCUGUCUGUGCAGGCCAGGCUAUCGUGGAAACCAGUGUGAAGCGGCUACAGACUCUUGCCGUCCUAAUCCUUGCCUUCACGGAGGUCUGUGCAUCAGCCUCAAACCUGGCUACAGAUGCAGCUGUCCUGAAUCAAGGCACGGUCGGCACUGCGAAAAAUCUACUUUUGGAUUUAACGAGUUGUCUUACAUGGCCUUUUCACCGCUCGACGGAGGGACCAACGACCUCUCUAUCACAUUCGCGACUACAAAACCCGAUUCGUUGCUUAUUUACAAUUUUGGACCACAAACGGGAGGAAGAUCAGAUUUUGUCGCUCUGGAGCUGAUCAAUGGAAAAGCCGUGUUUUCUUAUGGCGGGACGAGAACAGCUAUAACAUCGGUUAGCGUGACCGGAAGCGACGCAUCGCUCGCAGAUGGAGAAUGGCAUAAAAUAACAGCUACGAGAAACGGUAGGCUAGUCUCGCUCAGCAUCUCAUCGUGCACAGACAACGGUGAUUCGUGUACGGACUGUCGACCGGAGGACACCGCAUGCUAUGCCAACUUAGUCGGUCCUGCUGGAACGCUCAAUUUUAACAACUUCCCGAUGUACAUCGGAGGAUUGAGCUCAGCUGAUCCUAUACUGGAAAGGCCUGGGCAAGUACACUCCGAUGAUUUCAUCGGUUGCGUGCACAGCGUUUCUAUCAACGGAAGAGCUCUGAAUCUGACCAAUCCUAUGAAAUCAAAAGGGAUAUCGUCGAUGUGCCCUCGCUCCGGCAGGUCGAUGUGUACCGGUGUUUCCUCUAAUUCCAUCCCUGACAGCACCGAGCAAGCGUCCUUCUUCAGACCGUCUUGCGGCAGCGAAGGGAAAUGUUUCGACAAGUGGCAUUCCGUAUCAUGUUCCUGCGAUCAAAACGGUUUAAUUUCGCCGGACUGUAGCGAAUCCUUGGAGCCAGUUUCCCUUUCUAGCGGAGGCUAUGUGGAAUACAAAAUUUCAGAGACGCACAGGCGUAUGCAACUUUUGGACACGCUCUACGGUGGUUCGACACUAUGGCACUCAAGGAAUAUAGACAGAACUAGAAGAAAUUCCGUUAAAACUACCAUUUCGCCGCAACAACCUCCAAAACACUUGAGCAUCAUGUUCAGAACAUACAAAGCAGAUGGGACUAUCAUAUUUUCCGCCACAAACAGCGAUUUCACCAUAAUUCAGCUUUUGAAUGGCCAGUUGGUUUACACUUCACAACUCGGAUCUACGGCUUAUCCGGUCAAUAUGACAGUCGGUGAAUUGAUGCUCACCGACGGACAGUGGCACAAUAUCACUCUAGAAUCGCAAUACCAAGGGCUGAGAUUGAUAGUCGAUGGGCAUAAAGUCGGAGACGAACUCGAUGCCGCCAGUGUACAUGAUUUUCUCGAUCCGUACCUUACAGAAUUUUCGGUCGGCGGAGCAAGAAAAGACGCCAUCCAGGGCCACGAAUUUUACCCUCACAGUUUCAUAGGUUGUCUAGCCAAUUUCACCAUAAAUGAUGAAAUCCAACCUCUUAACGGUUCCGGAAGUAUAUUCUCAGAAGUGAUAAUCCACGGAAAGGUGGAAGCAGGAUGCUCCGGACCACUCGGGAUUGGCGCAGCAGUCACCACUGACCCUCUGUCAAUCGGGAUUUCUCUAAUUUUGGUAUUUUUCGUCAUUUUAUUCAUCGCCAUUUUGGCGUCGUUCGUCGUCUUCCGACUGAGGCGACAGGCCAAAGAGAAAUCCGGCGUUAUGAAAUCCAACGGAGGCGGAUCUCUGAGAGGUACAGGAGGAGGCGUCGGAGGUCUACCGUGUGACCGUUCCGGUUCCAUGCAAGAAGGUGCAGUCACCAGUUUCAUAACAGAAAACGGCGACGUGAUCCGCGGCGUCGGCCACCAUCUCGUCGGUCCAGAAUUAAUAUCCAAAAAAUACAAAGAUCAAGACGCCAUUUCUGAUCAUCAGCAGAGGACACAAAGACCAGAUAUAAUAGAAAGAGAGGUCGUAAGCAAAUCACCACCCCCUAGAGACGAUCACCAUCCACCCUUGCCUCUUUCUCACCAUUCCCAUGAUGCCGUAAUGGACUCUGACAUGCCGGAGCAUUACGACUUAGAAAAUUCUAGUUCAAUAGCUCCUUCAGACAUAGACAUUGUAUAUCACUACAAAGGCUAUCGAGAAGGGAGUAGAAAUCUUAGAAAGUACAAAUCCACUCCUCCACAUCUACCUCCGGGAGCGCCUGUUUUCCACAAGCAUACAGUAUCGACGCCGCCGCAUCACAGGCACUCGCCCCAUUUCCCUUCUAGGUCGGUCCUGCCUCCACCGCCUGUAUCGAGGGUGGACUCGCCUUCUAAAAUACAACUUCAACACCAAAGUACGCCCUUGGCGAGGCUGAGCCCUAGCUCCGAACUCUCCCAACAAAUGCCGAGGAUACUGACUCUUCAGGAUAUAAGUGGGAAACCCUUGCAGUCUGCAUUGCUAGCUGCGACAUCCUCCUCAGGAGGUGUGGGGAAGGAUGUGCUUCACAGCAAUUCGGAGCGUAGCCUCAACAGCCCCGUGAUGUCCCAACUUAGCGGGCAGAGUUCGGCGAGCAGGAAGACCCCGGGGGUGGCCGGCGGAGGGCCGGGCUCAGGAGUCGGAGGUACAGGCGGAAGCGGAGGUGAAGUCGGCCUCACCGCGGAGGAGAUCAACAGGCUGAGCUCGAGAGGUAGGACGUCCAGCUUAGUAAGCACACUGGACGCCGUGUCCAGUUCGAGCGGAGCGCCGCCAAACGGACCACCGCUUCAUCUGCACAGGUCCAGCGACCAGCACGACGGCGAUGGAUCAACCACGACGACCACCACCGACGAAAGUGGAAACGAUUCGUUCACCUGUUCGGAAAUCGAAUACGACAACGCUAGCGUAUCGAACGAAAAGACUAGAAAACCCGGGUACGACAUCGACUCUUCGUUUCGUGGGUCUUUGAGCACGUUGGUCGCAUCCGACGACGAUUCCCAUCCGCCGUACCGCCCUCGAAACGGCUCCCCGGGCGUCAUCGGCUUAGACUACCUUCUAAACUGGGGGCCAAAUUUCGAAAGCAUCGUAGGCGUUUUUAAGGAUAUCGCAGAACUGCCUGAAACCAACGGACGGGUGUCGUCAUCCCUUAGGCUGCCAAACGGUUCUGCGAAACCUUCUGAAGAAUACGUUUAAAUUAACCUCGGAUCAGGCGUUUUUGAUCCUUUCAGGGACUGUAAAUAUUAUAAAUAUAUUUUAAAGUACAAUACCUCUGUGACUGAUUUUCUCUCAUGAUUGUGCUCAAUCGUCUGUGUAUUUGCCAUAUUAAAUGAAAUGUACAUAUUGAUUUGUGUAUACUAGGUUUCUCCAGUGUAAAUAUAACUUGUUAAUUUUGUAGAAUGGAUGAUCGUUGAAUGAACGAGUUUGUUAAACACAAAGUAGUAUUGUUAAUAGGAGACAUAGCCAUAUACGGUAGUGCCAAAUAUCGUUGUUCGAUUUACGUUUGUAUGUAUGUUGAGGAUUUGACAACAUUUUGUGAAUAAAUUUUAUAAUAAAAUUA